CCAUCCACCCACGUGAGCCGCGUGUAACAAGGAACGGCGGAACCCGCGAGGAAAAGGUUACAUUGUAGCCGUCUUUCUGCCGCUCGCGCGCCCGCGCGCAGGCGCGGAAGAGGGGGGGGAAAGGAAGCGCGGCCUCCAGCACGUGUGAACGUCCGGCGGGACCCGUGUCGGGUCAGGUCUGCCCUCCGCGGCCGCCGCAGCUGCUCUUCUUCCCGGCCGGGACUUCCUCGCGGUCCAGCCGGGGCUCGCUGGGCCCGCCCGCCGGCCGCCCUCGCUUCCAUGGCCGGCGGAGGCUGGACGCUGCCCGGAGGGGAUUUCCUCUCCCCGCAGCCGCCGGCUUCCCAGCAGGAGCAACAGCCGCCGCCGCCGCCGCCUCCUCCGGAUGCCGGGGCGAGGAAGCCGGCCGUGGAGCCGUGGCGGGAGGCGCAGGAGAGCGACCGGCACUGGGGGCUGCGCCGGCAGUUCCUGCUCCGCAACCUGCCGGGCUACCCGGGCGCGGACGCCUUCCAGCAGCUGCUGGGGCUCUCGCACGUCUGGAGCAACCACGUCUUCCUGGGCUGCAGAUAUGGCUCCCAAGUUAUGCAGAAAGUCCUGCGGAUGGCGGAAGGGAUUGAUGUGGGUAAGAUGCCGUCCUUUGAGCUGGUGCCGGGCACGAAGACAGCCAAAAGACCCCGAUCUCCACGUGAUGACUCUCCCCAAAACUGCAAGAAUGCAAGAAAGCAAGCUCCCAAAUUCCGCGUCCGGCCGCGCUUUGAGCCCAUCCACUUUGUCGCCAGCAACACUCAACCGCCAUCGAAAGAAGAGUCUUCAGAAAACCAAGCCCAAGACACUUCGGAGAAUAUCACAGCCCAGCAGAUCCAAACUUACGCUGAUCGGGUGUUUAGCAGCUUCGGCACCCAAGACAGGGACUCCCAGUUCUCCAGUUCAGUAGGCCUUGGCUAUGGAAGUAGCCAGGUCAAACCACCCGAAGGUAAAGUGGUUCCCAAAAGUACAGAGAUUUCUACUGCUGGGGGCACGACGACUUUGGUAGAUUCUGCUUUUCUCCAAUCCUCUUCCGAAACUUUCCCCAAAUCAGUAGUAACAGCCAAGCAGUGUUUCAUUAACAAGCUUGUAAUGGCCGUCUGCAACAAUCUCGCCAACCCCAAUUGUAGCGGUGGGCCAGACAAAAUUAACUACACGUAUCUUUUGACGCGGUCGAUUCAGGCUUGUAAGACCAACCCGGAGUAUAUUUAUUCACCCCUGAAGGACAUUUCGCCUGCCGAUCUCCCUAAGAAGAAGAAGAUUCUCAAAGAAGGUUUUGCCUGCGAGGUGAGGUGUCAGAAUGUCUAUCUGACCACGGGCUAUGCGGGCAGCAAAAAUGGUUCCAGAGACCGGGCCACUGAGCUGGCGGUGAUGCUGCUGCAAAAACCCGUUGAAGUCAAAGUGGUUCAGCGGAAGUUCAAGAGCGCCACGCGGGAGGAUUUGGUGGUGUGUGAAAGUGGGACCUCUUCGCUUGAAUUCCCGCCAGCGCUCAAACUGCCGGAUGACGUGAACCCCCCUGCAAAGGACAGUGUGUCGAGGCAGCUGAGUUCUGACCCGCAACAAGGGCCCAGCUCUGCCAAGCAUUGGACUAACUUUGUCCUCACCGAAAAUGCCAGCGACGCCAUUGGCAUUUUGAACAAUUCCGCCUCCUUUAACAAAAUGACUGUGGAAUACAAAUACGUGCUGAUGCCCAACCGUCUCUGGCGUUGCAGUGUCUAUUUGCAAGGGCACUUCUUGGCUGAAGGCUGCGGCACUAAGAAAACCAGCAAGCACGCCGCGGCAGACGAAGCCGUGAAAAUUUUGCAGAAGACUCAGUCCAACGUGAGUGCCACCAAAGCCGUCCAGGUCCAGAAAGUCAGUGGGGCUGCCCGCAACCCCGCGAGGAAGAAGAAUCUGAAGGACCUGGUGGUGUACGAAAACUCCAUGAAUCCGGUCUGUACUCUGAACGACACCGCUCAGUUCAACAAGAUGACGGUGGAAUACGUCUUCGAAAGGAUGACCGGCAUGCGGUGGAAGUGCAAAGUGAUGCUGGAGAACGAAUUGAUUGCCGAAGCAAUCGGCGUCAAGAAGAGUGUCAAGCACGUAGCCGCCGAGGAGGCCGUGAAAGUCCUCAAGAAGACCCAGCCCACCGUGGUCAACAACUUGAAAAAAGGCACCAUUGAAGACGUCAUUUCCCGGAACGAGAUUUGCGGCCGCUCGGCUGAAGAAGCCUUGAAGCAGCAGAUUAAGGAAGACAACAUUGGGAAUCAGAUUUUAAGGAAGAUGGGCUGGACGGGGGGCGGUUUGGGCAAAAGCGGGGAAGGGAUCCGGGAGCCCAUUGCGGUGAAGGAGCAGUUCAAAAGAGAAGGGCUGGGACUGGAUGUCGAAAGAGGCUCCCAGAUCACCAAAAAAGAUAUUGAGCAGAUCAUCCAAAAUUACGCUUUCUCGGACAGGAAGAUCGAUCUGACUUUUUCCACGGAACUCACCAACGAUGAGCGGAAACAGAUUCAUCAGAUAGCCCAAAAAUACGGGCUUAAAAGCAAGUCUCAUGGGCAGGGCAGGGAUAGGUACCUGGUGGUCAGCCGAAAGAGGCGUAAAGAAGAUUUGCUGGACCAGCUGAAGCAGGAUGGACAAGUUGGCCAUUACGAACUCAUCAUGCCACAGGAGAAAUAGGGAGCGAGCCUUAAAUUUUUCCCGGGGGGGGGGGGAGUCUGGUCAGGAGCUAAAUUUUCAUUAAACGGGGGGGAAAAAGACAUUGUAUAUUGUUGUGGAAAAAAACCAGCUCAAAUGUUUCUCCUGCUUAUUUUAAUUUCUGAAACUUUACUGGAAAACAGGGCAAUCUUCUGUCCAAAUCCACGUUGUGCAGUCUGGAUGGCAUCUGUGCUGUUUGCCUGUUUUAAGAACUGUCAGAUACAACUUUUUUCCCCCCCUUCAUGUUUUAACUACUUUGGUAAUAGCAGAAUAUCUACUCAGCAGGGGAGGAGAGGGACUCUGGCAGAGUUUUAAAAAGGAUGUUUUUAUUUUGCCCCCCCCCCUUUUUUUUUUUUUUUUUUAAAAGAGGGAGACAUGGAAAGACAGCCGUUUAAAGAGAACUAUAUGCACAGGGGCUCUUAAUAGAUUUUUAUGGCUGGGCAUGCAUGGAAAGGCAUGUUUUAUAUUUAAAAUGGGCGGGCGUAGAGGCACAGAAGUAUUUUCAGCGUAUUCAGAAAUAUCACAAUAUUUGAGCGCUUGGUUGACUUAAACUGUGCAAACCAGAACAGGCAGCAGAAUGAGCAAAUCCUAAAACAUCUUUUUUUUUUUUUAACUACCCAACAUCUAGCCUAGUCCCAAUUCUCCGUUUCAUUGGACAGGGUGUGGUUUGUCACAACUAACGGUUUAAAACUGUAGUCUUUUAAGUUUCAUCAACCUCAAUGGGGGAAAAUUGCACCUGGCCAAAAUCUCCUUUUCAGAUUUCUAGCCCUCUGGAUUAUAACUACUGUAAGUGGCAGCUCAGGUCAGAGAUUGUGAACGCCACGUUGUUGGGGUAUAUACGGAAGGACCGCCUGGCUGGGUAGCAUCAGAGUUAACAAAUUAGCCAAGGCUUAUUGCCUAAUUUGUGCAAUUCCCAGCAGUUCCAUCAUUUGUGAUAUGAGGCAGGAGCUUCUACAUUUCAAAACAAGGCAAAUGUGUAUUAUUGUAUUUUCCAUCCGCUUCGGAGGAUGGGGCAUUUCCUGUGCCCUGUCAGGCUUAUUUUAAUCGGAGUGGGCAAGAUGGGAGUUCCAGUUUUUUCUCUGAAGCCCCUAGAUAUUACUCUGUUUCCUUUGUGUAAAUGUGCUUAUAUAUUUCACAGGGAGAUCAGCAAGUAAAAGGUUCUCUCGCUGAAGUA
Molecule: messenger RNA, 3865 nt
Organism: Crotalus tigris (Tiger rattlesnake)
Lineage: Eukaryota; Metazoa; Chordata; Lepidosauria; Squamata; Viperidae
Gene: NKRF
Product: NFKB repressing factor
Exons: 3
Coding region: 280-2673 (797 amino acids)
Cellular component (GO): nucleoplasm; nucleolus
Molecular function (GO): nucleic acid binding
Source: RefSeq, a predicted model, not a curated record